UAGCUGUGCCUGGGAUUGCCCCGACCCAGGUGUAGGACCUUGCAGGUACUAAGCACAAGCAUGUGAGUAAACAGAAGGAAAAGUCGUAUGUGGAACAGGUUGUGAGCACAUCACUUAUGUAAAGAAAAGUAUUUAAUCGUUUGGAGAUUAGAUGCAAAUGCACUUUAGAAUGGAACAGAAGCAAAACCUUCUACUUGUUUUAUUGGUACUCUGCAUCCAACUUAAUGUACCUGUAUAGCCAGAAUUCAAGCUGUUUGGUACGCUCAUAAGCUUGCCAUGAAUUCUGCUGUGUUUCAAUACUAUGUAAUUCUUUCUCUUGAGUACUGAAAGUUAUCAGAUUUGUAGGUGAAAUGAGCAUUGUAACUAGUCAUGCAUUGACUCAAAAUAACUACAGAUAGCAGCUAAAUCAAGUAUGAAACAAAGUAUGGAUCUUACGAAGUCUUCCAAAGGAGCUAUUAGAAAAUAAGAAAAUUCUACACAAUAGGUGUAAUGUUUACUUCAUAUGUUGAAGAAUAUUACAUAUGUUAUUAUGUAAUAUUACGAAGCUAUUAUGAAGAAAGGUAUGGACCAGAAUUAUGUUUGCUGCUGUGAUAAUAAACUUUUCUAAUUGUUAUCUGCAGGGUAACUUGUAUUACCCACUCUUAUCAGCCAUGCAGUAGACUUCUCCCGGGCUAGUUUGGGGUUAAAAAAAUAUAAUCUUGUUUUCCAAGUCCAAGGCAACUUACAGAUCACUAGCAUUUAUUCAAAAAACAAAAACGAAAACCAACCGACCAAACAGACAUAACUUAGAAACAAAACAAAGACAAACCACAGACCCAAACAACAAAGAAACCUGAAAGGAACAAAAAACCCUGCACACCAAAAGCCAGCUCCCCUCAACCCCUGCUGAUAGUGCAGCUAAUGACGCAGUUCUCUGACCCUUGCUUCCUUGUUGCUUGUCAUGGUUUAAACCUUUUCUCAGGGGAAAAAAGGUUAGGGAACAAGUAAAGCAGAAAACCGUGUUCACAUCAGCUCUCCUUUUUUCUUCAACAUUUGCAAUAUAUCUAAUGGGGGUAAGGCUCAGGCAUUUCUAAAAGCCUGUAAAUUGUUUAUCUUGUGUUCAUGCAAGAGUUUAUACGUUAUUGUACAUGUUGUUGACAAGCCAGAACAUUGUGUCCCUUGAUUAUGGAGUACUGCUGCUUUUCUCCAGUGUCAAAAUCUGCUUCAAAAGCUUAUGUUCCAGAUUCUUGUUUGCAGGUUGGCAUAGGACUCCACAGCACAGUUGCAUUCUUUUGGUAAAAUAGCACUUGAAAAUGCCAUCUUUUAUUAUUAGGUUCCUAAUUUAACGUGAAAGAUAGAGAACAUAACCAGCUUUAUUCAACAUUGUACCUGACAGAAGAACUAGUUUCCAGUUUGGUGUGUGCCCUGCUAACUGUGAUUGGUAGGCUUUUACUGUAUGUUCUUUUUCCUUCAGCUGUUUUUUGCCACAACUUCCUCAAACUUCAGGUGUGUGUAUCAGGAUAUGUGUAUCUUGAUGAGAUCUUGUGUGUCACUUGAUAAUAACCAUGUGUGGAAACCUCUGUCGUUCUGAAUCUUUCUUUCUGAAGUAGAAGGAAAAGGGUAAGCUGAUAAAUACUCAAACUUUGAAAAGUAAGAAAGAGUUGGAACUUGUUCAGUGGUGCUGGUGUUAAGAUGUUUUCUCUUCAUAUAGAAGUGAAGCUGUUACAAACACCACCUCAGACUGCUUCUGUUAUAUGCUUGUGGCAGUGGUAGGUUAUCUCACUAAUGUGCGGUUGUACAAUGCCAAUACAGCCUUUUCUUUAGACAUGAAGUACAGUACCCUUGUAGUACAGACAUUUUUCUUUAGACCAGUCACCUUCUCAGUCAUCAUAUUGGAACAGAUACAAAUGUGAUUUUAGUCUUAAUCUUUAAGAGAUACAGAAGAAAAAGUUUGAUCUCUUGUAGUAAUAUGAAAUUGCUUGUCAAUGAAUUCAGUCAUGUACUUCAUACAGUCCCAGUGUUGAAUACAGCAUGGGGCCUUGCUGCUCAAAUUUAGAGCAGAAAUGGAAAUACUGUCAAUGUCUUCUGUUGAUGCAGGCAGAAUUUGGUAUAAAGCUCACUCUGGUUCAUUAUAAAUGGGAAAGCUAGGUCUGACAGCAAGACUCUGAAACUCUAUUAGUUCCCUAGCUGUAGCUAAAAGGCAGUGGUUAAUGUUGCAUAAGAAAGUGUAUACCUUCAAUUAGAUAUUGAUAUCUUCUGAUGAGAUCGUUAUUGGUAUCAUGUAAAGCACAGUCUCAAACUCAUAGUAGCCAUUAUACUUUAACCAGUGUUUUUCACACCAAAAGUAAGGAAAGUGAUGCACGUGUACUCUGCCAACCAUUUCUUGGAGCUGUAGCAAGUAAGUGUUUCAAUAAAUGUUUUAACUUGGUGUUGCUCUCAAAAGGCUGCCUUCUCAUAAUCCUGCUUACAAUGUUUUAUGUGGUUGUAAGGUGAAUGGUAAACUGUGGAUCAGCUAGACUAGUUUUCUAGCUUUUUUGAUGCUUUACAGCCUAAACAGCUCUCCCAGCACUACUCAGCCCUGUGGACAACUGGGGAUGGCAGAGCAGGACUGGUGGCUGUGUAAGCUUAAUGCCCAUUAGAAGAAGGGGGCAUGGGAAGUCAUGGUUAGUGUCAACAUUACUGUGCUGUUUCUGGCUGUGCUUUAACAUAUAGAGAUCUGAUGUGGUUACAGCAUAUGACAUUCAUCUUAGUAGUGACGUAUCUUUUCUAAAACACUAGUGUUGGUUCAGGGGAUGGUAGAGUAUGACAAAUGUUCUGUCAUAGUCAUAAUUCAGCAAGUCUGUUACAUGAUGUUUUGAUAUUUGUUGCACACUAGUCCCAGCACUGUCGUCUUCGGUUCCUUGAAAUUCCGAUCUGUUGUGGAAUGAACAAAGCUUAGCAAUUGAAGCAAAGUUUGCUGGCAGAACAUUCUUGCUUCACAGCUGGAGGUUUUCUAAGAGUUUGUACCUACUGAAUGGCCUGGGAAGUAGGGUCAUCUAGCCAUGGAUGCUACUGUUGCCUUAUGUUUAAAUUCUUUCUUGAAAGAGCUGCACUUUGUUAUUAAUUAUAGAGAGAGCUUUGUAAGAUGUGCAGUCACUCUAAUUAGCAUAGGUGGCUUUUUCUGUUGAUUAAAUAGACUUGUUAAUUAGUUAUUGUGCAUGGUUUGAAUAUUACUGAGGCACAUUGAGUCAUGGAAGUGUUGGUUGGAAGGAACCUUUAUCUCCUAUGACUUCCUUCUUGAAGGAGGAUUAUCGCCAAUGUCGGAUCAGAUCAGCCUUGGUUUUGUCUAGCUGGGUGAUGGAAAACCUUCAAGGGCAGUUUCACUGCCUAUUUGGGUGUAGUGGAGGCAAGAAGAGUGUUGCUUGGCAUUGUCUGUUUUCUGUAUGUGGAAAAGGGUACAGGGGAGAACAAGGGGGAAAUACUCUCUGUGUCUCUUUAGGGAGAUUCCAAUUGCCGAACAAGAACCUAAUUAAAUAUGGGAGAAAACAGAGGUGUGCCAAGGCUGCAGUGCUCUGUAACCAGGAAGUUCUGAUAAGUUAAAGCCUCUCUGUUUUAAUGAAGACCUCAGUUUUAACCUCAGUGCUCAAAAGAUAUUUAUGGGGACUGCACACAUGGGGUGUGUGGGAGGAGUUGGUACUGAGGAUACUAGUUUUAAGAAUGUUAGGAUGAUGUACCUCGUAGCCUACUAGCUUGUUACUGAGAUACAGUUAAAAAGAGGAUACCCUCUGAAUCAUGAGGAAAUGCAGUAUGAUCCUUGGAAAGGCAAAAGAUGUUGAAGGCCUUUGAGGAGAGGAUGAACAGGAAAAACUCCUGGAUGAAGCCAUUCAGGCUGUGAAGGUGCAGUCUUUCCAGAUGAAGAGAUGCUUGGACAAAAACAAGCUCAUGGAUGCUCUGAAACAUGCUUCCAACAUGCUUGGUGAGCUGCGGACUUCUAUGUUGUCUCCAAAGAGCUAUUAUGAGCUCUACAUGGCAAUUUCUGAUGAGCUGCACUACUUGGAAGUCUACCUGACAGAUGAAUUUGCCAAAGGAAGGAAAGUGGCAGACCUUUAUGAGCUAGUACAGUACGCUGGAAAUAUUAUUCCAAGACUAUAUCUCCUGAUAACAGUGGGUGUUGUCUAUGUCAAGUCAUUUCCACAGUCCAGGAAAGAUAUUUUGAAAGACCUGGUGGAGAUGUGCCGUGGAGUACAGCAUCCUCUUAGAGGCCUCUUUCUUAGGAACUAUCUCCUGCAAUGUACCAGGAAUAUCUUACCAGAUGAAGGCGAGCAAGCAGAUGAAGAAACCACUGGAGACAUUAGUGAUUCAAUGGAUUUUGUGCUGCUGAACUUUGCUGAGAUGAACAAACUUUGGGUGCGAAUGCAACACCAGGGCCAUAGUCGGGACAGGGAGAAAAGGGAGCGAGAAAGGCAGGAACUCAGAAUCCUAGUGGGAACAAACCUGGUUCGCCUCAGUCAAUUGGAAGGUGUCAAUGUGGAACGAUAUAAACAGAUUGUUCUGUCGGGAAUAUUGGAGCAAGUUGUUAACUGCAGAGAUGCUUUAGCUCAGGAGUACCUCAUGGAGUGCAUCAUACAGGUUUUUCCAGAUGAAUUUCACCUCCAAACCCUGAACCCAUUUCUCAGAGCCUGUGCUGAGCUGCACCAAAAUGUGAAUGUGAAAAAUAUAAUUAUUGCUUUAAUUGACAGGUUAGCUUUAUUUGCACAUCGUGAAGAUGGACCUGGUAUCCCAGCAGAUAUCAAACUGUUUGACAUAUUUUCACAGCAGGUGGCUACUGUUAUACAGUCUCGUCAGGACAUGCCCUCAGAGGAUGUGGUAUCUUUGCAAGUUUCUCUCAUUAACUUGGCUAUGAAAUGCUACCCAGACCGUGUUGACUAUGUUGAUAAGGUGUUGGAGACAACUGUGGAAAUAUUCAACAAGCUUAAUCUAGAACAUAUUGCAACAAGCAGUGCUGUUUCAAAGGAGCUGACUAGACUUUUGAAAAUCCCUGUUGAUACUUACAACAACAUCCUGACAGUUCUGAAACUAAAACAUUUUCACCCACUGUUUGAAUACUUUGAUUAUGAGUCCAGGAAGAGCAUGAGUUGUUACGUGCUUAGCAAUGUAUUGGAUUAUAACACAGAAAUUGUAUCCCAAGAACAGGUUGAUGCUAUCAUGAAUUUGGUAUCCACGCUGAUCCAGGAUCAACCGGAUCAGCCUGCUGAAGAUCCUGACCCUGAGGACUUUGCUGAUGAGCAGAGUCUUGUGGGAAGAUUUAUUCAUCUCUUGCGUUCAGAUGACCCUGACCAACAGUAUCUGAUCCUCAACACUGCCCGGAAGCACUUUGGUGCAGGUGGGAACCAGCGUAUUCGUUUUACACUGCCACCAUUGGUUUUUGCUGCAUACCAGCUUGCUUUUCGCUACAAAGAGAACUCCAAAGUGGAUGACAAAUGGGAAAAGAAAUGCCAGAAGAUUUUCUCGUUUGCCCAUCAGACCAUCAGUGCUCUGAUCAAAGCAGAACUGGCAGAGCUGCCUCUCCGUCUCUUCCUACAAGGAGCACUGGCUGCAGGAGAGAUUGGCUUUGAGAAUCAUGAAACUGUGGCCUAUGAAUUCAUGUCCCAGGCCUUCUCUCUAUAUGAAGAUGAAAUUAGUGAUUCAAAAGCGCAGCUGGCUGCAAUCACGUUGAUAAUUGGGACAUUUGAGAGGAUGAAGUGCUUCAGUGAGGAGAACCACGAGCCUUUGAGGACUCAGUGUGCAUUGGCAGCCUCUAAGCUCCUUAAGAAGCCAGACCAGUGCCGGGCUGUGAGCACUUGUGCCCAUCUAUUUUGGUCUGGCCGAAAUACUGACAAAAAUGGAGAGGAGCUUCAUGGAGGAAAAAGAGUGAUGGAAUGCCUAAAGAAGGCUCUGAAGAUAGCAAAUCAGUGCAUGGACCCCUCUCUGCAAGUCCAGCUUUUCAUAGAAAUUCUGAACAGAUACAUCUACUUUUAUGAAAAGGAAAAUGAGGCGGUGACAAUUCAGGUUUUGAAUCAGCUGAUACAGAAGAUAAGAGAAGAUCUCCCAAACCUUGAGUCUACUGAAGAAACAGAACAAAUUAACAAACACUUUCACAACACACUGGAGCACUUGCGUCUGAGGAGGGAAUCACCAGAAUCUGAGGGGCCAAUUUAUGAAGGUCUUGUUCUUUAGGAGGAUACACACUGUACUUACUUCUUUUCAUUUAUGUACCGUAUGGGGUUUUUUCUUUUUUUUUUUUUUUUUUUUAAGAUAGAUUCAUAGGUUGUGCCUUUCAUAAAUGUCAAGUUAACAUUCAUGUGUUUAGUCUGGCACUUCAAACACUUGCAUUGAGUACUUUUAACAAUUUGAAAGGUUGGACCAGCAACUGCAGGUUUCGUCAGUUAGCAUGGCUGAAACUUUCUUUGAAAUCCAUGUGACAUGGUAGGGCUCUUCAGGUUCUGAUUUCUCUUCUGUUUGUUCAGUGUUGCUUCUGUAGCACUAGAGUUCUAAAUUGGCAGUGACUGUCAUCUGAAACUCUGUCUGAUCCUUACACAGAGCAUCAGAUUUUUGGUAUUAUUGUAUGUCAGAUUCUGCUUGUGCUUUUCUUAUAAUGCAAGUUAAGACUAAGUGUAAUAUUUUUCCCUAAAAACUAGAAUAUAUUAAUGCAUGUUUGGAGAAUUUUAAAGCACCAUGUUCAAAACCAGAAGUUAUAUUUUGCAUAUUAAGGCUCUGUGACAUUCAGUGAGGGCCAGUACUGUGCACAGGGCAUAUUUAUCAAGAUAACUUUGUUCCAAAUAGUAUAAAAAUAGAGAAAUUGCAAUCUAUAUAGAUAUGUAUAACCUUCAUUACUGUAAAUUUAGGGAGAAACACAUUACACGAGUUUAUUCAGUAUCAUGAUUUUGCACCAGUGAAACAAUAAAGUUGCUAUUAACACAUGUUGUUUCAUGUCUCUUCAGAGCCCACUGUUGAAUCCAAUGUUAAUGUUGAACCUUUUGAUAAAAACAGAAGAACUUCUGUUUUGUAGGGACAGAAAAAUUACAGCAUAGUUAACCUGGACAAGCUGGGAGGCUUCUAUGUUUCUGAUGUGGAAGUUUGUCAUUCAAACCCAGUAUUUUUCCAACUGAUGCUGAGAUGAUGUGUUUUCACAUUUCAGAAUGCUUUUAUGACGUAUCAUGAGAGUGGUAGAAAACCCUACGGGAUUCUAGGUCUGUGCUAGAGUAAUGAGUGGAAAUUACAAGAAAAGCCAUAGGAAUCAGAGUGGUAGAACAAUUGCCCAUGGCAACUCCUGUGAAAACUGGUCUGGUCUGUAAGUUAAUGCCAGUUGCUGAAAGCUUUGAAAUUUUGUUUUACCUUAACUGAAUGUAAUGUUCUAAAGCUUAACUGAUUGAACUUCCUUGUUUCUUGAGUUGACCACUGUUGUGAAAAUUGUCCUGACUUGAUUGGAUAGUGAAUGAGACUCCAAUAAUUUAGUGUAACUUGUUCUAUGAAAAAGGCAAAUAUGAUCCUAAGAAACAGAAUUAGGGAGUAGACAACAAUGACAACAGUUAGAUCAUUGAUCUACUGAUGUGUAAGUCUGUCUUGGAGGGGAGGAGGAAUGAGAUGAUCUAAUGGCUUUACUUGCCCAAGUGGUGUAAUUAAUGCUGCUGAAAAACCUUAAUGUCGCUCUGUAUCUGGAUAAUGUUCCUCCUAAGAAAACUUUUAAGAUGAUUUUUUUAUUAUAAAACAUGCAUAGCAGAACAUGAUGAUCACGUUCAUGUAGAUCCAUUCAUGUAGUAGCAAUAUGCCUUCCUAGUAUACAGUAUUUGCUAACCAUGUUUGUUUAAUGCUCAAGGUUGGUACUUGUAACUUAGGAAUUGUCUUUGAAUAACAGUUUUGUGGUGGUUUCAACUGCAGUAACCCAAAUGUUGUAGCUAGUGCUUUUUCCCAUGUACCACUUCUUAAGGCUACAAAGCUAUAACUUGUCCACAGUUCUUAAUUGCUUUUAUUGAAAUUUUAUAAAGUAAAUUAUUUCAAAAUAUUGUCUGUAAACUUUAAGAUCAACUGUACUAAUACGCAUUUUGGCUGUGCAAGUGGACAACUACUGCUGUUCAGUAACUAUCACCUGCCAGUAAAGUGUCUGUUAAGCUAUGUAGAAAAGGCUUAUGAUGGCGGAAACAAACUUGUGUCACAAGUGAUGUUCAAAUUCAUAACUCUUAUAGGACAAAUCUAGUCAAAACUUGGGAUCUGCCUGUGUGAGCUUCUCUUGUGGCAGAGGCAGAAUGGCAAGAACAGUAUGUAGUUGUUGGUUCUUGGUUCUCAAACACACAAUAGCAAGGCUGUAAAUUUUAGACUUUUCUAAGUUGUGCUGUUCAUGAUGCAUGACUUAGAAAAUGACUGAACAAUUUUUUUUUAUUUUUUUUUUUAACCACUAUGACUUGAUUAAUAGAUCCAAUGGGUGGGGUAGGGGAACACAACAUUUUUUUCAGAACUGGCCAGAACUAGUAAAAGUCUAAUUGGAAAUGUAAAAAUUACUCCAAUGGAAGUUUACCUAAAGCUAUGUCUAUAGCAAGAUCUGUCUGAUGUAGAUCUCGGACCAAUCAUGCUUACUCAAUACUUACAGCAAAAGAUAGAAGAGUAAUACCUGUCAGUCCUGUAAGGAGGAGCAGAGGCUUGACUUGAGUAGAUUCCUGCCCAUGGAGAAUCCUGACAGAGGGCAGGAAGGAAAUAGCUGAGGUAGGAAACUCAUGGUGAAACUCUUCCAGUGUAUAAACUCUCUCAAUUAUCAUAGCUUCUAUUACAGAGCUCAAACCUCUCUUUUAUUCCUAUUACUGAACUUAGUUCUACUAUUUCUCAGUCACCUUUUCCACUGAAAUCAGUGCUCCCUUACCUGCUACAAUUGCUAAGCUGCUCUGGUAACCUGACCAGUCUGGUUCCUCUUGUCCCAUGCUUUUCCUAGACACCAGUAUUUAGUUUUUUGCAUUGGUCAUUAUCUCAUCUGGCUUGUCACUAAGUGGAGGGAAAAGCAUCCUACGCUUAACAGCUGAGACCCUUGGUGUCUUAGAGUGGGUUUGGGGGUAAAACGUAACAGGUCCAAGGUUAAGACUUUAUGAAAUUCCUUACCAACAGUAUUUACAGUUAUGAAAAGUGAGAGAGCCUGAACUCUUAUUAUUGGCCAUAAAUGUUAUAUUCCCUUUUCUGCACUGUAAUGCUAGCGCACCAUUACCAGAAAAUAUACUGUCGGCAUAAUUCCCAAAGAGCUUUGAGAAAUUAUCUUUCUUUUCAUUGCUGUGAUUUCUCCAGCUAUGUGGAUGAUUAUAAUAUUUGCAGGUGAAUAUUAGCCAGUUCAUGCUCCCACUGAAAGGAAGAUACUUCACACUUUUCACAUAAAAAUAUGAGGAUGAAUUUUGGCUUUUCCUGGGCACAGUAGUUUUAUAAAGGCUUUCCUGAAGCUCAUGUGACACAGAGGGUAUAGAACAGGGUUAAUGGCUGAAUUCACCCACAGAAGCCAAAAGGAAGUCUCAUAGAGUGAAUACUGCACGCAGUGGCCAUGGCAAGCUGCUCUGAUGAUCAUCAGAAGUGUAUAUGGAGCCCAACACAAACCAAACACACAGACAAUAAUUGCUAAAGACUUUGCUAUUCUCUUAUCCCGGGAAAGUCUAAAUCUGUUUGCCAUAGUGUUAGCCAUGUUCACGCUGCUGGUGGUGCUGUAUAUGCCUUCUGUAGUUUUGUAGAAACCACUCCUAUGAGGCUUGGUCUCAACUUCCACCUGGAGUGGUGGAAGGUCUUGAUUGACAUUCAAAUUUAAUGACUGAUUGCCAAGCUUAUGUUGGCUAACCCUUGAAGCCUUUUUGCGGGGAGAACGGCUGCUUACUCUCUUCUCAUGUUUGUGUCUGUUAGCAGAUUUUACAAAAAAUAUAGUGUGUUCCCUUUUUUCCCCUUGGAAACUCAUUUCACAGUCCUCUUGACCAGGUGAUAGGUUUUCUUUCCUGAGGGAUAUGCGUUUCCUGAUGUUGAGGUAAAUACUUAAGUUAAAGUAUGUAACAGUGAUGAAAGGUGUAAAGAAUUCAAUAGUAGAGGCAAUCAUUAGGAAAUACCAGUUGUAGAAGAAUUCUGCAUGACAUUCUCCUUCAGGGAGAAUGCUCUUUUGGGCAAUGUGCUCCCAACUGAGAAUGGCUGGACCGUAGAGAAGAAAAGCAGCAAUCCAUACAGUGAUCAUCUUUAGCACUGCAUUUCUGGUCAUCCCCUUCUGAGCCCGGUAACUGACCUAAGAGAGAGAAAAAGUGAAGUCACAUCCAUUACUAGUACCUUAAACAUGGCUACCUUGGGAGAUGGCCCCCUCAGUCACUUGUGAGGGUUGAUAAUAUAUUGGUUUAGGGGUGAAGGGUUAUACUGAGCUUACCAGUACCACAGAACAGCUGUUUCUGAAAUAGGCAUUCCAACAAACAGUAUCAAGGUGGCCGGAUAUGUUUUGAGAAUGUGCAUCAGAGCUUAAAAGCUAGAAACCCAAGGCUUUUCCAAGGCAAACAACUGCCGCUGUUCCUAGAAGUGGUUGUCACCAGUUGCUUAUGUAUUUUGGUUGCAUUACCUGUGACACCAAUUUACAUAAUGUCUGAAAACAGCACUUCAAAAUCUACUUAUUUAGAAUUUUUUAAUAAUUUAAAAUACAUAAAAGAAUGUGAAUUCCUAGAACACCCAUGCAAGUUCUUUUCUUUCUGUUUUGUGGAAAGAUAGCCCUUUUUUUCCUUAAUGUGAAAAUCACACCACAAGAAAGUUAAUGGGUAACAGCUUUUACUUUCGUUUGAUAUCCUUAAUUUCAUUCUUUUAUGACUUUCUUUUUUGAAGACUUGCAGAACUCUUAUCUGCAAUUAAGAUGCAUAGAUGGAGUGUUGAGGUCUGCAAAGUGCUUUACAGGAAGAGUAACUGAUUUCCCUUAUGUAGAAAAUAAACUAAGGUACAAAAAAAUUAUGUCAGUAAACCAUAUGAGCAGUAACAUUCAGUAGAAUCUUAAAAUCAAGAUGAUCUUCUCCAUAGCCUAAUUCCCUGCUGUACUGGACAACAUUCAUAUAGUGAAUUGGAAUUCAAUCUUCACAGCUCUGCUGUGGCCACACAGUGUUUUGGGUUAUGAAGUCCUCAAGCUUGAAUUCUGUACAGAAUUCAUGUUUACUGACCCAGUCUGUGGAUCUUGCUCUCCGAAGCCAGUGCUGUUCUGGUAGAGUACCCACAAAGCCGAGGAAUCCCGAGUUUGUCUGAAUCAGGUCUGAUUUUGCAAUCCCUAAGAAAGCUAUGAAUGAUUUCAGGGGCAGUCUUAUAGGAAGAUUAGCAUUUUUAUUGAUACAGAGAAUAAUUUAGAACUUCAUAAAUUCCUGUUCUUACACUGCUCUAACCCAACUGGCAGCUUCUGUACUCUUGCUCGGGGAGGGAUUUUUAUAUGGGGAUUGAUUUGAAGUAUGGAAAAGUGGCUGAUUAUUAUAAUUUAUUAUAACCAGUUUUCCUUGCUGAAACCAUCUAUUUAUAUUUAUACUAUUGGUAUAGUCGUGAGUUUAUUUGAUGAAAGCAAAAAUCAUGGCUAAUUCAGAACCUGGAAAAUAAAGGAAUUCUGUGCGUUGACUGUUUA
Molecule: messenger RNA, 11575 nt
Organism: Strigops habroptila (Kakapo)
Lineage: Eukaryota; Metazoa; Chordata; Aves; Psittaciformes; Psittacidae
Gene: VPS35
Product: VPS35 retromer complex component
Exons: 17
Coding region: 3871-6174 (767 amino acids)
Biological process (GO): intracellular protein transport; retrograde transport, endosome to Golgi
Cellular component (GO): retromer complex; retromer, cargo-selective complex; late endosome
Source: RefSeq, a predicted model, not a curated record